AUGUUUCCUGGAAGUCGCAAUGGAAAAGGGUCUGAAGCAUCCAACUCCACUGCUGAAUUGUCACAAAGAUAUUGUCAAUUCGAGUUUGAUGAAAUUUUGCUUGCAACAGAAAACUUUAAUGAAUCAUUAGUAGUUGGGGAAGGGGGUUUUGGGAAAGUAUACAAAGGCAAUAUUCACAUAGGAACAACCCAUGUUGAUGUUGCAAUCAAAAGGUUGGAUUUGAUGUCAAAUCAAGGAGCGUCAGAGUUCUGGGAGGAAGUUGAAAUGCUUUCCAAGUUGCGGCAUGUUCAUUUGGUGUCUUUAAUUGGUUACUAUAAUUAUGAAAAAGAAAUGAUCCUUGUGUAUGAGUACAUGCCCCACGGAACACUUGAAGAUUUUCUCCAUAAACUCCAUGCCCCUCUUUCUUGGGUUGAGCGACUCAAGAUUUGCAUAGGUGCGGCCCGUGGUUUAGACUACCUUCACACAGGGUCAAGUAUUGAGGUUGGUGUUAUACAUAGAGAUGUCAAGAGCUCAAAUAUUUUGUUACAUGAAAGUUUGGCGGCAAAAAUUUCAGAUUUUGGGUUGGCUAGAAUAGGUCCAAUAAAUCAACCAUCAACUUAUGUCAACACACUUGUUAAAGGCACUUUUGGGUAUAUUGAUCCAAACUAUUUUGCCACUGGAAAGUUGACUGAUGUGUAUGCUUUUGGGGUGGUAUUGUUUGAAGUUUUGUGUCAAAAGCGACCAUUGGAUGAGAGUUUUGAAUAUGGCCUAGCAACAUGGAUACAAGAAUCAAUUAAAGAAGGGAACUUAAAGCAAAUAGUUUAUUUGGGUAUACGAAGUGAGAUAUCUCCAAAAUGUUUGAAAGGGUUUGCUCGGAUAGCCAAAAGAUGCUUGGAUUAUCAUCCAAAUGACCGUCCUACUAUGACUGAGGUGGUCUUUAGUCUUGAAUCUCUACUUGCUCAAUCUGUAUUGUCCUCACAACAGAAAAACAAUAAUUGGUUGCAAACUCCAGGCAAGUUAUUCGGAAGAAUAUUUGAUGUGUUCCCCUCUAGCUCCCCUAGUGAAAACUUAAGUGUCUCAAUCUCCCCUGAUAUAAACUCGGGUACUCCAGUCUCUCGUCGUGAAAACUCAGGUAUUCUAGUCUCCCCACAUAUGUGUCCAGAAGUUAGUCCAUAG
This is a messenger RNA of Erigeron canadensis, 1155 nucleotides long. RefSeq names its product probable receptor-like protein kinase At5g38990. The record is from RefSeq and is a predicted model, not a curated record. Gene Ontology annotation, biological process: protein autophosphorylation. Gene Ontology annotation, cellular component: plasma membrane; plasmodesma. The coding region runs from base 1 to 1155 and encodes 384 amino acids. Gene Ontology annotation, molecular function: transmembrane receptor protein tyrosine kinase activity; ATP binding. Lineage: Eukaryota; Viridiplantae; Streptophyta; Magnoliopsida; Asterales; Asteraceae. The transcript has a single exon.